This is a messenger RNA of Hylaeus anthracinus, 2649 nucleotides long. Its product is annotated as sodium-independent sulfate anion transporter-like. NCBI's taxonomy places the organism in Eukaryota, Metazoa, Arthropoda, Insecta, Hymenoptera, Colletidae. The record is from RefSeq and is a predicted model, not a curated record. Gene Ontology annotation, biological process: transmembrane transport. The transcript has 10 exons. The coding region runs from base 546 to 2351 and encodes 601 amino acids. Gene Ontology annotation, molecular function: sulfate transmembrane transporter activity. Gene Ontology annotation, cellular component: membrane.
UACUCAAGGAACUCCUUCGUCGAGCAUACCGGUCAAGUAUAUGUUCCGAAGUUCACCGCUAAGUUCCGAAUAGCGGUGAAAAGUGAUAUUCGAAGUGAAUUGUACGCAGUGACCAGCGGUGUGUCGAUGGUUUCAUUCUUUUUCGAACCCGAAUUACCUUUCGCGGUACCAGCAACGAGUCCCUCGGAAUCUCGUUCGAGUCGAAGGAUGACGCGUCCUAAAGCAGAAGCAAAUGUAAAUCACGCGAAUUGGUGACGUACGAGUAACUAACAGGACAAUCACGUGCUCUAAUCGGUCUCACGUGAUCGGCCAUCAGUGAAUCGAAAGGCCGCGCCGUGGUCGGUUAAUGGGACCGCUCGCGCUGGUUGCGUAACACAGUGAUCUGUCGAUCGAACCUUAGGAGGAACUUCUUCCUGUUGUCGACGUCGGUGCGUCUUCUUCUGUAAAUGUCACGUCGGUGUCGUUCCAGAACGCCGAAUCGUCACGAUGUACUAGAGAAGAGAAUUCGAGGCUAACGGACAUUUGGUUCGAACGAAGGAAGAAACAUGACCGCGUUCAACUUUAAGAAACUACUCAAGAACAGAGUUCCUGUUCUAAAAUGGCUACCCCUGUACAGAACAAACGACGCAUUGGGUGACCUAGUUGCUGGUCUGACGGUGGGCCUGACCUUGAUACCGCAGGCGAUCGCGUACGCCGGACUUGCUGGACUAACGCCUCAAUAUGGACUUUAUAGUGCGUUCGCGGGCAGUUUCGUUUACAUUGUUUUUGGAACAUGCCGAGAAGUCAAUAUUGGCCCAACCGCAUUGAUCUCGCUGCUGACGUACACUUACGCAAGAGGGAUUCCAGAGUAUGCAGUGCUCCUGUGCUUUUUGUCAGGAUGCGUAACGAUUAUCCUAGGAAUACUCCGGCUAGGAUUCCUAGUCGAAUUCGUGUCCAUGCCAGUGGUAUCCGGGUUCACGUCAGCGGCCAGUGUCAUUAUCGCCUGCAGUCAAAUUAAAAGUCUGCUAGGUCUGAGGAUCCACGGGGAAAGUUUCAUCGAGAUUUGGAAGGAGUUAGCCGUCAAUAUUGGCUGGACCAGGAUCCCUGACCUGAUUCUGUCUUGCGUCUGCAUUCUAGUUCUUCUGAUCCUGAAGAAACUGAAAGACGUCAAGGUCUCGAAUAACAUUUUAAAAAAAUCUAUCUGGUUCCUGGGAACCGGCAGGAACGCUCUCGUCGUGAUUAUAUGCGCAGUAGUUUCGUACAUCUAUGAGAACCGAGGCGGGGCACCGUUCAUCCUCACGGGGCACAUAGACGCUGGGCUACCGUCCGUUGAGCCACCAACAUUUUCCAAAACGGUUGGGAACAAUACGGAAACUUUUCUCGACAUGUGCAAGAACUUGGGUACCGGCAUCGUGAUCGUUCCCCUGAUAUCAAUAAUCGGGAACAUCGCUAUCGCCAAGGCGUUCUCCGGAGGCCAAUACCUCGACGCCACCCAAGAAAUGCUGACUUUGGGUUUGUGCAACGUGGUUGGAGCCUUUUUUCAUUCGAUGCCAGUCACUGGCUCCUUUUCGAGAAGCGCUGUGAACAACGCGUCCGGCGUAAGGACGCCUUUAGGCGGUAUUUACACAGGUAUUCUAGUCAUUCUCUCUCUAAGUUUACUCACGCCGUAUUUUUACUACAUCCCGAGAGCUACGCUCAGUUCCGUGAUAAUUAACGCGGUGGUGUUCAUGAUCGAGGUCAAGAUGAUACGGCCCAUCUGGAGAUGUAGCAAACGCGACCUGAUACCAACGUUCGCGACAUUCUUCGCGUGUUUGUUCGCUGGAGUCGAGUUGGGGAUUUUAAUAGGGGUGACGAUUGAUCUGGCUAUAUUAAUUUAUUUCAACGCCAGGCCGACAAUAUAUAUUGAAUACACAAAUACUCCUACGUCAAGUUAUACCCUCGUCCGGCCCAGUGCCGGGCUGCUGUUCCCAGCGGUGGAUUACCUGAGGAUAUACUUGAUAGAGCACUUGGAUAACGCUAACCCUAAGCUGCUGAAAACCUUCAAGAACUCGAAAAUCGUCGUUUUAGAUUGCAAGCACAUAGACAAAAUUGAUUUCACUGCGGCGCAUGGGCUGAACACAGUGAUCAGAGAAUUCAGAGAAAAAAAUCAUUGCUUAAUUAUGCUCCGGCCGUCCAAAGAGGUGUUGCAAAGCGUACAGUCCCUCUCCGAGGAAACAAUUAUGGUGGCCACUAAUGACGUCGAGCUCGUGGCUAUUUUGAAAGAAUUGAGUUCAUUCAAACGAACUCCGACUGUCACUAUGGAAAUUAUAAAUUUGAAAAGUGUGAAAACAACCGACGGCACAAGGGAUGAACUUACGAGCACGAAACUGUGACACAAUUGAUAAAUUUAACGGAAUUAGGAAAUCAAUCGAAGUUUGGAGAAUAUCGAAGAAUAAGAAGUCCUGCAAAUUCCUUUGCAUUUUUGUUGUUGUUAUCUUAUUUCAUUUUUUUUUUUCAGUACAUAUCGAAAAUCGAAUUAUAGGACUAUCAACGAUAUCGUAUAAAAUCGUAAUGAACAUUAACACCUAUUUACGAUGUGUGUAUGAAUUGAAUGAUAACUCGUACGUUUUGUAACUUUUUAUAAAGAUGUACCGAACUGACCAACAAUGAUGUAGUUCAUAAGAAAAUUAC